Molecule: messenger RNA, 5680 nt
Organism: Equus caballus (horse)
Lineage: Eukaryota; Metazoa; Chordata; Mammalia; Perissodactyla; Equidae
Source: RefSeq, a predicted model, not a curated record
UUGUUUACAGCUGCUAGGUGACAGUGUUACUGACAGGUCCCUUUGGAUCUCUCAUGAAUUGUCUACUUUCUUUUUCUGCAGCAACUUUCUCCUCAACCUCAACCAGUGUCUUGUCAGUGGGGCAGUUUCUAGAAAGGAGGGAACACUUGUCAUCGUGCUUAGUAUGGGGUAAGUUACCACCAGUUGUUGAAUGAUUCCUAAACUAUGUUUUCUUCUCUGUUUUGCUCACCCUCCCUGUCUCACUGCCUCUCGGAACGUGGAACGUGGACUUGCCCAUCAUCUGGAAAAAAUGUUGUCUCUGGGCCUUGGGACGUGGAAAAUGUGGGACCAUCGACCAUGACGACCGAAUCCGGCUCAGACUCGGAAGCCAGGCCGGAGCAGGAGGCCGAGCCGCGGGAGGCGGGCGGCGAGGAGCGGCGCGCCCAGGAGGUGCUCGCGGCCGCGCCCGGCAGCCCCGCGCCGGAGCAGGUCGCUGACAAGGAACAGGAGUUUGCUGCUGCAGCUGCAAAGCAGCUCGAAUAUCAGCAGUUUGAAGACGAUAAACUUUCUCAAAAAUCAUCUAGCAGUAAGCUAUCUCGAUCUCCAUUAAAGAUUGUCAAAAAGCCUAAAAGUAUGCAGUGCAAAGUGGUGCUUCUGGAUGGAUCAGAAUAUGGCUGUGAUGUGGAGAAACGCUCCAGAGGCCAAGUGCUGUUUGAUAAAGUAUGUGAACAUCUGAACUUGCUAGAAAAAGAUUACUUUGGGCUUACAUAUCGAGAUGCUGAAAACCAGAAGAAUUGGUUGGACCCUGCUAAGGAAAUCAAAAAACAGAUUCGAAAUGGUGCUUGGCACUUUUCAUUUAAUGUGAAAUUUUACCCGCCAGACCCUGCCCAGCUAUCUGAAGAUAUCACCAGGUACUACCUCUGCUUACAAUUGCGAGAUGACAUCGUGUCUGGGAGGCUACCCUGCUCCUUUGUCACCCUCGCCCUGUUGGGCUCCUACACUGUCCAGUCAGAACUUGGAGACUAUGACCCCGAUGAAUGUGGGAACGAUUACAUUAGUGAGUUCCGCUUUGCACCAAACCACACGAAAGAGCUGGAAGACAAAGUGAUCGAGCUGCACAAGAGCCACAGAGGAAUGACGCCAGCAGAAGCAGAGAUGCAUUUCUUGGAAAAUGCCAAAAAACUAUCCAUGUAUGGGGUAGAUUUACAUCAUGCCAAGGAUUCUGAGGGAGUAGAAAUUAUGCUAGGAGUUUGUGCAAGUGGUCUGUUGAUAUAUCGUGACCGACUGCGAAUAAACAGAUUUGCCUGGCCUAAGGUUCUAAAAAUUUCAUACAAACGGAACAACUUUUACAUUAAGAUCCGGCCGGGAGAGUUUGAACAAUUUGAAAGCACCAUUGGGUUUAAGCUGCCAAACCAUCGAGCCGCCAAGCGUCUAUGGAAAGUAUGUGUUGAACACCAUACAUUUUUCAGACUGUUGUUACCAGAAGCACCUCCAAAGAAAUUCCUUACCUUGGGUUCCAAGUUUCGUUACAGUGGCAGAACGCAAGCCCAGACGAGAAGAGCCAGUGCAUUGAUCGAUCGUCCAGCCCCCUACUUUGAGCGCUCGUCCAGCAAACGUUACACCAUGUCUCGCAGCUUGGAUGGAGCAUCAGUGAAUGAAAACCAUGAAAUAUACAUGAAGGAUUCUGUGUCUGCUGCAGAGGUUGGUACUGGCCAGUACGCCACAACAAAGGGCAUCUCUCAAACCAACUUGAUCACCACUGUGACUCCGGAGAAAAAGGCCGAAGAAGAGCGCGGCGAGGACGAGGACAGACGGAAGAAGGCAGAGGAGGCCACGCCCGCUGCAGUCGUGCGGCAAGAGGGAAAGUCACCUGGGCUUGGCACUGACUCAUGUCCCCUGUCCCCCCCAUCAGCCCACCGACCCCCUGCAUCUCCCACAGAGCUCCGUAGGAGGUGUAAGGAGAAUGAGCGCCAGCCACCCGGUUUCGAGCCGUCCAGGGACACCGUGUGUGUGCACGGAGAGCCCACCUUGGACUCUGACGGCAAAGGGAAGCCAUACUUAGGGGACCAAGAUGUGGCCUUUAGCUACAAACAGCAAACUGGCAGAGGGACCACCCUGUUUUCCUUCUCCUUGCAGCUCCCUGAGUCGUUCCCUUCUCUUCUAGAUGACGAUGGCUACCUCUCUUUUCCCAACCUGUCUGAAACCAGACUCCUCCCACAGAGCUUGCAGCAUUGUCUCCCGAUCCGCUCGCCCUCCCUCUUGCCCUGUUUCCUCUUCAUCUUUUUCUUCCUGCUCUCCGCCUCCUUCUCAGUGCCAUGUGCCCUCACUCUCUCCUUCCCUCUGGCUAUGUGCCUCUGCUACCUGGAGCCCAGGGCGGCCUCCUUGAGUGCCUCACUAGACAAUGACCCGAGUGACAGUUCAGAGGAAGAGACCGACAGUGAGCGCACGGACACCGCCGCUGAUGGGGAAACCACUGCCACGGAGUCGGACCAGGAGGAAGAUGCAGAGCUCAAGGCACAGAAUAGUCUGAUUAAGCGAAUAAAGGGUGAAAAUGUGUAUGUCAAACAUAGUAAUCUUAUGUUAGAGGAGCUAGAUAAAACUCAAGAUGACCUGAUGAAACAUCAGACCAAUAUCAGUGAGCUGAAAAGAACCUUUCUAGAAACCUCCACAGACACUGCCAUCACAAAUGAAUGGGAAAAGAGGCUUUCUACCUCUCCAGUGCGACUGGCCGCCAGGCAGGAGGACGCACCCAUGAUUGAACCGCUGGUCCCUGAAGAGACCAAAGAAGAAAGAGAGAUUUCUGAAAAAGUUGUGUUUUUGCAGCAAGGAAGCUCUCCAUUCCUUGAGUCCCAGCCGAGUGUGAUGAAGAGAACACAGGAGGGAGACUCCGUGGGCUCUGUGGUUACCUCGCGCCAAAUCGUUUUCCAGAAAACUGUCCCAUCGACCCUAGAGGGCACAGAGGAUUGGGUUAUUGUAGACAAAAUACCCACUGAGGUAGUUGGUGGUGAUUUGAAAAGGAUUGUCACUUACAAGGUGGUGACUGUGAGCAGUACAACUGGUGACAUCCCCGCAGACGUGCUGAGGUCUAGUGCCACUGACAUGCAGAGCUUCUGUGACUUGGCCCAAGAAAUGCAAUGGAAAGAAGAGAGCAAACAGAAAAUAUACACUCUAGGAAAAUCCUACGAUACUGUGUCGGGGAAAAUCGUUACUAUGACUGGAAAAGCUAAAGAGGGGGAGAAGGUGGUGCAACCGUCCACUCUGGAAGCUCUUCAGAAAAUGGAGAGAGGAUUGUCAGAGUCAGGGAAGGUCAUCUCAGGUGUGGCAGAGUACGAGGUCCUGGAAGCCGUUGCCGAUGAGGAAGCCAAGAGAGGACCCGAGGUCCAGACUCCAAAGCGGAAAUUGUCAGAAUCCCUGUCUCCCAUCAAGGAAGCCGAGUCUCGAAGGCAGAGUCCUGAAGAAGACCUCCAGAAAGCUCAGAUGCUGGGAAGGGAUCCAGCUCUCCACGCUGGCCUAGGGAGCGUGCGCUUCAGCAAAAUGGAGCCAGCACCGGAGAGUGAGGCCUUAAAAGUGGGACUCUUUGGUCCCAGAAGGAAGAGCCUGUCCGAGUGGAGAUACUCCCAGGAACCGGCCAUCGCCGUGGCUGCUGCUCAUUCCGUUACCGAGUCGGCAGCCUCCGGAGUCGCGACUAAACAGUCUACUGGUGAAAAGCUCAUGGAUGGCUCUGAAAUCUUCAGUUUAUUAGAGUCUGCAAGAAAACCGACAGAAUUCAUAGGAGGGGUUACUUCUGCUUCUCAAAGCUGGGUUCAGAAAACAGAAACCCAGGCAGAGUCCACCGAAGGUGCCCAGCACCCCCAGCCACUCAGCACUGAGAAGGUUGUGCAGGAAACCGUGUUGGUGGAGGAAAGAUUCGUGAAGCAUGUGCACGCAAGCGGCGAUGCUUCUCACGUGGCUGGAGACGACGGGGAUGCUGCAGCCCAGGUGGCGUCUGCUGAUGCUUCUGGUGCUAAAGGGAAGGAUGGUUCUGCUCUGACGGAGGGGGCUAAGGAGGAAAAAGGGGAGGUGGCCGAUCAAGCUGUCCUCAAACCGGAAGAGAUGGCCACUGCUUCCCACGAGCCAGAGGAGGAGCCGAGUGCAGCAAUCCAUAUUUCUGAAACUUUGGAACCUCCUUUUGAGGCGUCGGCUGUGAAGACAGAAAUCAUCAGCUUUGGCAGUGUUUUACCAGGAGGAGUAAAGCUUGAAAUUUCUACCAAGGAGGUGCCGGUGGUUCACACAGAGACAAAAACCAUAACAUAUGAAUCAUCACAGGUUGACCCUGGUGCUGAUCUGGAGCCGGGCGUGCUGAUGAGCGCACAGACGAUCACGUCAGAAACCACCAGCACCACGACCACCACCCAUAUCACCAAAACUGUGAAAGGAGGCAUUUCAGAGACGAGAAUUGAGAAGCGCAUCGUCAUCACGGGAGACGCGGACAUUGACCAUGACCAGGCUCUGGCUCAGGCAAUUAAAGAGGCCAAAGAGCAGCACCCUGACAUGUCAGUGACCAAAGUAGUGGUCCACAAGGAGACGGAGAUCACCCCAGAAGAUGGCGAGGACUGACGCCAGGACUAGCUCGGCCUGCGCACGAGUCCAGGCACGCCAGCCGCGAGAGCCAGAGCCCGGAGGCCCCCCGGACCCGCCGACUUCAUCUGCCCGCGGAAGACUCCAUCCGGAAGACCUGACCUUGACCCUUAAUAAAGACACUGGCAGAGAGAUCUUCCCUUAAUAAAACAAUCCAAAUCAGCAUCACUAAACUGAUAUUGCAUGAAGCAAUGGUAACGUUACAAAAGAGCAGCAUUUUUAAUUUUCACCAAGUGUCUCAGUUUUCAGCUACUCCUGCACGUUCAUAACCGACAGUAGACACCGCGAUCUCAUGUAACAUAAGCAGUUCAUGCCUUUCAUAGCUCAUUACUAUUAAAAUCUAAGCAAAGUUUCAAUUUCUUAGGUGACAGCUCUUUUGUUUACAGACAAAUGAAGAUUACCCUGAAAUGCUCCAGUGUGUCAGGUUUAUUCCAGAUUAGAUGUGCCAAUAACCGCAUUUAUUCAGGAAACAACUUGAAUCUUGUCCUCGUUUCGUCUGCUCUUACUGCUUACCCGUGAACAGCGAUGACUCUGAUCCUCCAGAAAGAUUUCAUGCUUCCAGUCCCGCUUUGUGUACCUAAUUUAAUUCAUUAAAAGGUAGUACUGAUUUUAGCAUAUUAAUGUGAUUUUUUUCCUUCUCCACUUUGGUCUGCAUUCAAUCUGGAAAGCUUCCCGGAGUUCCUUAACAAGUCCUGAAUGCGGAAAUUGUCAUUGUUUUGGGAAGAAAAUCUGUAUUUUUAUUAGUUUACAAUAUUAUGAGAUUUCACUCCAGGACAACCUAUUGGGUUUCUGAGGGUUUGUUUUCUUUCUUCGUUUCCUCUUCCUUGUAUUUUUUCAUUGGUUUUUCUUCUUUUACUUGAAAAAGGUUUUAUUUCCAAAUCUGGUCCAUAUUUACAAUCUAGUUCAGAGCCAAGCCUUAAACUGUACAGAAUUUCCACUGUAAUUAAACUAUUUAGCGUUUAGUUAUAAAUAGCCUUCAAGAAGAUAUAUUCUCCAUUACACUGUCCACUGCAUCACAUAGCCCGUGGCGAAUGUACGUUUCUGCAUAGCGAAAUAAAAAUGGUUCAUGCGUUUAAAACUUGAA